GUUCUCUAUGGUGUAAUAUUUUUUGUUUGACAAAUAUAUUGUGUUUUUUCGAUCAAUAAUCAAAUAAAUAGUUGUACAAAAUGACAGCAACAACAGAUAACUUGUCUGAAUUACAAAAAGAUAUAUUUAAGAGAAUAAGUAAUAAUGAGACUGCAGAACUAAAAGCAUUGCUUGCUGCAAAUAAAAUAAAAAUAGAUUUCGUUGAUAAAAAUGGAAUGUACCCACUUCAGCAUGCUGCUUAUAAGGGAAAUAAAGAAAUUGUUCAACUUCUUCUUGAUCAGGGCGCCGACGUGAAUCUUUGUCAACAUGAGCACAAAUAUACGGCAUUGCAUUUCGCAGCAUUAAGUGGAAAUCCAGAGGUUUGUCAUCUACUAAUGUGUCAUGGAGCGAAGCUAACAACAACUAAUAGUGUUGGACGGACGGCAGCUCAAAUGGCAGCAUUUGUUGGAAAUCAUAAUUGUGUUGCAGCUAUCAAUAAUUAUAUACCAAAAGCUAAUAUUGAUUAUUAUAUAAAACCACAAGGACUACAAAAAGAACCAAUGCUUCCUGUACAUCUUGCUGAUUCUUUCCAUAAAUUUAUUAUGCAAGUUAAUGUUCAUCCAGUAAGAGUUGCUAUGACAUUACAAACAUGUUCAGGACUUAUAGAUUAUUUACCAAAGAUUCAAAAAGUUUUAGAAUCAAUGUGUCACAGAGAAAUGUCUAAAAGUUCAGAGGCAAAUGAAAUAAUUGCAUUUAAAUAUCACUAUUUAAGUUGUGUAAUAGGUGAAUUAAUAAAAUGUCAAAAGCGUCAAGAAGCCCGAAAAACUGAGAAAACUGAAUCGGAAAAAUUGUCUCAAGAAAAUAAAAAUAAAGAUGAUGAGAAAAAUAAUGAUAACCAUAAAGAACAAGAUACAAGUAAAAGGACCAAUAAAGAUAAAGAUGAAAAAACUAAAACUGAUUUAGUAGAACUUUUCAUUCGAGCUUUAUUAAAAUGUAAUAAAGCUGACGGUUUUCCAGAGUAUCAAGAAGCAUUUUUACGUGAAGUAGUACGCGAGUUUCCUUUCAGAGAAAGCAUCAUUUUUCGCCAAUUGGUUGCAGCUCUUGCUGGAUCCGAUCCACCGCCUGCUGCUUCUAUUAUUUCAGCUGCAAUUAAUGGCCAACGUGGAUUCUCCGAUAAUUCUCAAAGUUGCGUAACUUGUAGUGAGGAGAGAGCUAAUAAGAAAUGUAGUAAAUGCAAAGCAGUUCAAUAUUGUGAUAGAGAAUGUCAAAGACUUCAUUGGUUUCUUCAUAAAAAAGAAUGUGCUCGAGUAAAUGGAGGAAUAUCUGGGUUAAACUUUAAAGCUAGUAAUAUUGAUAAAGCAGAUAUCGCCAACGCAGUUAAAAAUGAAAUUGAAAGUUUGAAAAUUGAAUAAUUCUAAUAGUGUGUUUACCAAAUGACUUUUUUUAUUUGUAAAAUUGACGGUAAAAGACAUUAUUUAUUAUUAAUGUCACUUUGUCGGUAAGAAAAAAAUUAUGAAGUAUAUCAAUGUCUUUAUCUUAUGAAACAAUUUUAAAUUUAUCUUUUCCGUAUAUUCCAAAAAUGUUU
Molecule: messenger RNA, 1564 nt
Organism: Chelonus insularis
Lineage: Eukaryota; Metazoa; Arthropoda; Insecta; Hymenoptera; Braconidae
Product: ankyrin repeat and MYND domain-containing protein 2
Exons: 3
Coding region: 81-1391 (436 amino acids)
Molecular function (GO): protein binding
Source: RefSeq, a predicted model, not a curated record